UGGGAGCAACCAUCAUGGACCAGAAAUCUCUCUGGGCAGGUUUAGUGAUCUUGCUGCUUCUGCAGGGAGGGUCUGCCUACAAACUCGUUUGCUACUUUACCAACUGGUCCCAGGACAGACAGGAUCCAGGAAAAUUCACCCCUAAGAAUAUUGACCCCUUCCUAUGCUCUCACCUCAUCUACUCAUUUGCCAGCAUCACUAACAACAAGGUCAUCAUCAACGACAAGAAUGACGCAGCACUUUACCAGACCAUCAACGAGCUCAAAACCAAGAAUCCCAAACUGAAAAUCCUUUUGUCCAUUGGAGGGUACCUGUUUGGCUCCAAAGGAUUCCACCCCAUGGUUGAUUCUUCAACAUCACGCUUAGAAUUUAUUAACUCCAUAAUUCUCUUCCUGAGAAACCAUAACUUUGAUGGACUAGAUAUAAGCUGGAUCUACCCAGAUCGGAAAGACAACACUGUUUUCACCAUGCUAAUUCAAGAAUUAGCAGAAGCCUUUAAUAACGACAUUGGAAAAUCUAGUCAAGAAAGACUGCUCUUGACUGCAGGUGUAUCUGCAGGGAGACAGAUGAUUGAUAACAGCUAUCAGAUCAAAACAUUAGCAGAAAAACUGGAUUUCAUUAACCUCCUGUCCUUCGACUUCCAUGGGUCUUGGGAAAAGCCCCUCGUCACUGGCCACAACAGCCCUCUGAGAAAGGGGCAGCUAGACAGAGGGACAAGCUCCUACUACAAUGUGGAAUAUGCUGUUGCAUACUGGAUACGUAAGGGAAUGCCUGCUGAGAAGAUCAUCAUGGGCAUCCCCACGUAUGGACAUUCCUUCACAUUGGCCUCUGCAGAAACUUCUCUGGGGGCCCCUGCCUCUGGUCCUGGAGCUGCUGGUCCCAUCACCAAGUCUUCAGGCUUCCUGGCUUAUUAUGAGGUCUGUCAAUUCCUGCAAGGAGCCAAGAUCACAAGGCUUCAGGAUCAACAAGUUCCUUUUGCAGUCAAGGGGAACCAGUGGGUGGGGUAUGACGAUGUGGAGAGUAUAGAGACUAAGGUUCAGUUUCUAAAGAAUUUAAACCUAGGCGGGGCCAUGAUCUGGUCUAUUGACCUGGAUGACUUCACUGGCAAAUCCUGCAAUCAAGGCCCCUACCCGCUUGUCCAAGCUGUCAAGAAAAACCUUGGCUCCCUGUGAAGGCUUACUUACAGCAGAAUAAGCAAGAUGACCCUGCCACCUGCUUCCUCUCCAGGAAUUUUCCUGUAGGAUUUCCCUCACCGUGAUGCCUCCAGAUCUCUCUUUUCCAAGCUUUCCCUGAAUUUCUCAGCCCUUAGAUAGGGUCUGCCUUUGUUUUUGUAUAGUUAUUGACUUACUGCC
Molecule: messenger RNA, 1352 nt
Organism: Tupaia belangeri chinensis (Chinese tree shrew)
Lineage: Eukaryota; Metazoa; Chordata; Mammalia; Scandentia; Tupaiidae
Gene: CHI3L2
Product: chitinase 3 like 2
Exons: 11
Coding region: 15-1172 (385 amino acids)
Biological process (GO): carbohydrate metabolic process; chitin catabolic process
Cellular component (GO): extracellular region
Molecular function (GO): chitin binding
Source: RefSeq, a predicted model, not a curated record